Messenger RNA from Culicoides brevitarsis, 1897 nucleotides. Its product is annotated as SET and MYND domain-containing protein 4-like. The transcript is spliced from 2 exons. NCBI's taxonomy places the organism in Eukaryota, Metazoa, Arthropoda, Insecta, Diptera, Ceratopogonidae. Gene Ontology annotation, molecular function: protein binding. Bases 64 to 1803 code for a protein of 579 amino acids. The record is from RefSeq and is a predicted model, not a curated record.
GCGUCGGUGUUCAAAUGGACGAGAUUUUUCCUUAUUUUUCAUUGAAUUAAUAGAAUAAGCAGCAUGAGUUUCGACGAUUUUGAUGUUUUUAGCCGCAUGUUUGGCCAUUUCUGUCCAUUUGGCAACGUAAAAGCCCCAAAAGAGUUCGAGGAGCACAAAACUGGCGCAUCAAAAAUCCGUUUUUGUUUGAAAGAACUACAAGAUACUAAUGACUUACCUUCCGGAUCGACAAUUUUCCAAGCGAAAAACGAUGCAGCAUCCAUCAACGCUCGAAAUUUGGGAAAUCGGUACUUCAAACAGCGAGAUUAUGUUCAAGCUCUCGAGUGUUACAACCAAAGUAUCUGCUUAGCUCCAAUGAAUUCGGAAAAUUUGGGCAUCGGAUAUGCGAAUCGGGCUGCUGUUUUCUUGAAUUCUGGAUUUUACAAGCUUUGUUUGCAAAAUAUCGAGUUCGCUGAAGCAAAUAAUUACCCGGAAAAGUUCAAAAAAAAGUUGGAAUUGCGUAAAAAGGAGUGUUUGAAGGCUAUUGAAGAGGGAAUUGACAGUCAAGAGAAGUUUGAUAAGGAAUAUGCUCCUUUGCGGAUGACUUACCCUGCGAAGAAAAGCAAUCCUUGCAUUGCUGAAGGCAUAGAAUUGGGAAAAUCCGCUGCUUUUGGACGUCAUGUGUACACAAAACGCGAAUUAAAACCAGGCGAUGUUAUCCUCAUUGAAAAGCCUUAUGCGAAACAUUUGGUGAAAGAUGCGGUUCACACUCGAUGCGCAAAUUGCUUGGAUCAAUGCUACAUGAACGUUUUUCCAUGUAGUCGAUGUACCAAAGCCAUGUUUUGCUCCCAAAAAUGUCACGAAAUCGCACAUAAACGUUGGCACAAGUACGAAUGCCCCAUAAUUGAUGGAAUUUUCGACAUCGGUACGAAUUCUAAUUUCAAUCAAAUUGAAACAGCACUUCGAGCAGCAUUGCAAUCUCUCACUUUAUUCGACGAUCCGCAUGAUUUGGGCAAAUUGAUGAAAGAAAUCGCGAACAAAAACGAAGUUUUCGAAGUAAAUUACGCAAAAUUGACGGAAAAAAAUCAUUUUCGUGCAAUUUACUCGCUUUCGACGAACGAAACGAAGGCGACUUCUGCAGAACUUUACCAAUAUGCACGAGAAUGUGCCCGGGCCUGGCAUUUACUCAGCAAACACACGUUCCUGCCGUUCCUUUUAAAGACGAAGGAGACACAAGACAUCUUCCUCGACCUGCUUUUUCACUUUUUUCAAAGCACAAUCGUGAAUGCGCACAGUUUAGGACUCGCUUCCGGUAACUUGGCUCAAUAUGGAAGUGCGAUAUUUGCGUUGGCAAGUCUUUUCAAUCACUCGUGCGUGCCAAAUGUGGGUAAAAUUUUCGAUAAAUCCGUGAUUCGGAUUGUAGCGAAGCGAGUUAUCAAAGCGGGCGAGCAACUUUUCGAUUGUUACGAUAAAGAUGUGCAUCACGGACAUGCGAAUUUGCAAAAGAGACAAAGGAAACUCAAGUCGCAGUAUCGUUUCGAAUGCAAAUGCAAGGCAUGUCGGAAUGAUUUUCCGCUGCUAGAACAAAUGCCGACGCCAAAAAACCAAAGUUUUGCGGAAAAAGUUAUCAAUGAUUUGCAUCAGAUGCAGAAUUAUGACAAGGAAUUUGCGAAGAAAAAGUUGAAGGAGUACAAAAAGUAUCUCAUUCAGUAUGACAAGAAGGUGUCGUCGUUUGAAUUAUAUUCGUCGGAAGAUGUGUUCAUGCAGGCAUUGUGGACCGUGAUGUUUGGACGUCCUUUACAUCUGCAAUUAAAACACGUUUAGGUCAAUUUGUGAUGAAUGUUUUCGAAAAAAAAUCGAAAUUUUUAAACUUUUUUUGUGUUUUUCUAAAUAAAUUUAAUAUUUCUAUUAAAACAGG